UUUAGGGCCAUUAAUUCUGACCACGUGCCUGAGAGGCAAGGUGGAUGGCCCUGGGACAGAGGCUGUUCAUCACUAUGUCCCGGGGAGCAGGACGUGUUCAGGGCACGCUGCAGGCUCUCGUCUUCUUAGGCGUCCUAGUGGGCAUGGUGGUGCCCUCACCUGCCGGCGCCCGCGCCAACGGCACUCUACUGGACUCCAGAGGCUGGGGCACCCUCUUGUCCAGGUCUCGAGCUGGGCUAGCUGGAGAGAUUUCGGGUGUGAACUGGGAAAGUGGCUAUUUGGUGGGCAUUAAGAGACAGAGGAGACUCUACUGCAACGUGGGCAUUGGCUUCCACCUCCAGGUGCCUCCUGACGGCCGGAUCAGCGGAACGCACGAGGAGAACCCCUACAGCCUGCUGGAAAUCUCCACAGUAGAGCGGGGUGUGGUAAGCCUCUUCGGUGUGAAAAGUGCUCUCUUCAUUGCCAUGAACAGUAAAGGAAGACUGUACACAACGCCCAGCUUCCACGACGAAUGCAAGUUCAGAGAAACCCUCCUUCCAAACAAUUACAACGCCUACGAGUCAGAUCUGUACAGAGGGACCUACAUCGCACUGAGCAAAUAUGGACGGGUAAAGCGGGGCAGCAAAGUGUCCCCAAUCAUGACUGUCACUCACUUCCUCCCCAGGAUAUAAGGACCCGUGGAUGAAGGCUCACAGGGUGACAGCUUCGUCUUUUCUGUUGGGAUUUUACACUAAGAGAACACUUCUGCCCUUAUCCUGUGACUUCUGGGUCUGGCUUAUCUCAUGCCCAAAGAGAUGAGCUGGCUCCCUUGGCCACUGGAUUGCACAUGGCCGAGGGUUUACAGUUCACGUCUCAGGAUGGCAGUGGAUCCUGUGCUUACCAGAGGAGAGACAACACAGAUGACUCUUGCAGCAUGUGGCCCUAUGCAUAAGAAAAUGGCAAGAUGGGAGUAUGCGUGUGUCCCUGCAUAUCCAUACAUCUUUGUGUAGAUUCUCAGAGCAAAGGCAUUUUAGAAUACCGAGUUCCUUUCUCCCAACAUCGUCAACCACAGCCAUUGGCCUGUCAGAGCAUCACUUGUCAAGUCAGGAGGACUGAGAUGCGCCCCAUUCUGCCUUUUUCUGAUCAGCUAUCCAGUUGUCUGAGUCACAGUGAGCAGCUAUCUUUUAUGUGCCAGGAGGAAGGUAGGGGUAUAAAAUAUAAUUGCAAACU
This is a messenger RNA of Grammomys surdaster, 1209 nucleotides long. It is a transcript of the gene Fgf6, whose product is annotated as fibroblast growth factor 6. Gene Ontology annotation, molecular function: growth factor activity; fibroblast growth factor receptor binding. Lineage: Eukaryota; Metazoa; Chordata; Mammalia; Rodentia; Muridae. The transcript is spliced from 3 exons. The record is from RefSeq and is a predicted model, not a curated record. Gene Ontology annotation, cellular component: cytoplasm. Bases 45 to 671 code for a protein of 208 amino acids. Gene Ontology annotation, biological process: cell differentiation; positive regulation of protein phosphorylation; positive regulation of cell population proliferation.